Messenger RNA from Thyridium curvatum, 2124 nucleotides. RefSeq lists its product as uncharacterized. The transcript is spliced from 8 exons. Gene Ontology annotation, biological process: DNA-templated transcription. The record is from RefSeq and is a predicted model, not a curated record. The coding region runs from base 1 to 2124 and encodes 707 amino acids. Gene Ontology annotation, molecular function: DNA binding; zinc ion binding. Lineage: Eukaryota; Fungi; Ascomycota; Sordariomycetes; Thyridiales; Thyridiaceae.
AUGGAGCCCGGGACUGCUUCCCAGGGCCGUGUGACGAAGCGAUCACCAAAUGCAUAUCUGUCCGACUUGCAACAGAAGAUCGCCCACCUCGAGGAGCAACAGUCGCGGCUGUAUGCUUCGUCCGAGCUCAGCCACGAGGAUCACGAUGGCGACGCACAAGUUGCUACGCCCGAUGCGAGUCAACAUGAUUCGUCCACAGUCGUCGCGACUCAAUCAGAUACCCACGGUGAUGAUCCGCCAAUGAUGAAGGCACAAGUCCUCUCGCCGGAAGCAGCGGAUCUCACCAACCCCUUGACCGUGAUGCCAUCCACGUACAUGUCUGCAUCUAACGGAAGGACAUUCUACCUCGGAACCUCAUCCAACUGGUCUUUCUCUCGCAAGGUCCUCAGCCUCACACACGAACACGUAUACAAUGAGCCUCUUCCCACCGCCGCGCUGCUCUUCGACGGCUUCGCCUACGACAUAGGAUGGGACGGAUCUCGAUCAAGUCCCUCUCCACCGGAUCCCGUAUUGCCUAGCCCGGACCAUGCCAUCUACCUCAUCAAUGCCGUCAAAUUCCACUGCGGGCAGUUGUUCCACCUCUUCGACGAGGAUGACUUCAUGGCUGGCCUUCACAGAUUCUACUCCAACUCUCUCGAUAGGCCUGAUAGUGCGGGGCUUUGGUAUAUUCACUUCCUCACUGUGCUUGCUCUCGGCAAGUCGUUCACUCUGCAGAAGAACCAGGGGAGGAAACCAUCAGGCGCCAACUUCAUUGCGAAAGCUCUUCACCUACUGCCCGAUAUCACGUUUCUCUGCCGGGAGCCUGUCGAGGCGACAGAGAUACUCUGCUGCAUAGCUCUCUACCUGCAGUCACUAGACUUUCGCAACUCGGCAGACGUCUUUAUUGGUCAAGCCAUGCGUACCGCAAUGGGCUACGGCAUGAAUACCGACAUGCCGAUACGCAUCUUGGGCGAGCACUUGGUGCAGAGGUGCCGCAAGAUCUGGUGGACGGUGUAUAUACUCGACCGGCAGAUGACCUCGUUGAUGGGCAACCCGUCAUCCAUCAGCGACGACGAUGUCUACUGCCAACUUCCUACAUUCGCCGGCUCAGUGCAGCGGACAGCCGCAUUGGGAAUGCAGGUCAAGCUGGCACGGGUAAUAGCUCACAUCAACGGGACCGUUUAUGGCUCCAGUGGAAGGUUACGGAAGAAGUUCCUGACAAGCACCAAGGCUGUCCUAGAGGGAAUUGCCAGACUUGCAGAUGAGCUCCGACAAACCUUUCCGCUCCAUUCAGAAGAAUCAUUUGGUGGAGUAUCGAGAAUGUCUGCACAUCUGCAUAUCCUAUACCAUCAGUGCAUCGUGUUGGCCACGAGGCCCAUGCUUUUCUGCUGUCUGAACAUGCAAUACGAAGCACCAUCCAGCAUGCUUCAGUCAUUCCUAGCACCCCCAAGCAAGAUCCGUAACCUCUUGACCAUGUGCAUGGAGUCAUCAAUACAAAUCCUUCACAUCCUCGAUGGUCUCCAAAACCAAGGCCUUCUCGAGGCAUUCAUGCCAUUCGAUCUCGAUUCCCUCUUCAUGACGACCAUCGUCCUCCUGGUGGGCCGCGUCGUCGACGCGCAGCUCCUCGGCAGCGACCCGCCCGCCUGGCUCGAGCGGGCUUACGCCCUCUUUGACGAGAUGAUCACGCGCGGCAACCUCGUCGCCGAGUUCCGCAAGACCGAGGUCGAGAAGCUGGCCAGCAUGAUGAGGCUGAUCGGGGGUGGCGGCGGCAGCAGACCAACCUUCCCCGGCUCCUCCGAUGCCGCCGGGAUCCAGGCUCCUCAGCCGACGGUCGGGUCUAUGCUCGCGCAGCAGCACCAGACACACCAGCAAGAGCAGCUUGCAGCAAACAAUACUGUCUUAGCACCGCCACCACCGACCAUGCCGAUGACGACCAUGGCGGCUACUGGUAUCUCGGCGAGCUUGCCUUCUUUCUAUCAGGAUGUCACGGCGCCGUUUCACCUAGAUAUUGGGGGAGCGGAUGGGGGCGACGGGGGUGAUUUCACGGCGGAGCAGAUCAUGGCGGUUGCGAACUCGAUCGGCGGGGAGGACGUGGAGUGGAUAUCGCGGGCGAUUAUCGAGAAUAGUAUCUGGGAGACUGAAUGA